AUGCACGAAGGUAUUAGUUUCGAUGAAGUAAAUCUAAAUUAGGCUUUUUCACGCAUUGGUGGGAAAAACUUUUACCAGUUUUUAACUCUUUUGCCGCUAGGCCUGAUACUUGUUCAAGCUUCCAUUAUUGUGUCAAGCACUCCAAUUUUUUUGACAAUUCCAGGAAUUUUAAUCUUAAUUAAUUUAUACACUUUUAACAUCCGCUGCCAGGUUGCUCGACUACAGCUAUCUCCAACACCAAUCUGGGGUGAAUUUCGUUCUAUUUUCCUUAUGUCCUCCAACGGUGUGGCUAUUUGGCUUUGAUCGUCAAAAGCUGAUGCCAGUUUUAAAGUUUGGGCUUCGAUGAAUCUUCUUUGAGCCCUGACACUUACUUAGGUCCUAACAGAAACUUAAAGUUCCCAGUUUCCACCUCCUGGGGAAGUGGCGCCCUUCUGGAAAAUUCAUUCCCUAAGAUUAGGAAUCCUAUAGGAAAAGCCACCCAGAUAGCUUCCCUGACAUAGUUGGAAUAUGCAAGAGAUAUUGUUCGGUUGCGAGAUCAGAAAAUUCACCAUAUUUUAAUUAUGACAAUUCCAGGAAUCAAGUGUCAAAUUAACGGAGCCUUGGUUCCUUGCCUAGAAGAAGAAAUAUGCAGCCCUGGAAGUCAUUAUAUUUUUGAUAAUAAAGAUAUCAGAACUGUUGUGUAUGAAUGGUAUUUUUUAGUCAGAAAGCUUGUUUGUGAGAGCCAUGCGUAUGUGUAUAUUAUCCCAGCAGUUUUUUUUAUAGGGAUCUCAAUUGGCACAUUUAUAUUUGGUAAUGUGGCAGAAAAACAAGGCAGAAUUACAGCGCUGAGGUGGAGUGCGUCCUUAUCUUGCUUAUUUGAAUUUAUUAUUUUUUGUUCAGCAUCUGCUUGGUUUUUUACUGUCAGUUUUUUGUUUUUAGCUAUUUCGCUGUCUGGAUGCGUGUUUAUUCCAUUUGUAUAUACUAUAGAAAUAAUCAAUAGUCAAGUUAGGCCACUUUUUAUAUUUAUCCUGAUGGGAUUUUGGGCAGUUGGCUUUGAAUCAUCAUAUAUGCUCGCUUAUAGUUUCAAUUCAUGGAGGCCGAUGAUAAUUGCUUCUUUAGGAGUUGGACUACUUGGCUUACUUUUACUGUGAAACAUAGUUGUUGAAUCUCCAAGGUUCAUGGCUUUUAAUAAGAGUAGAUAUACGAAGGUAAGGAAACUAAUGGAGCAUAUCGCAAAUAGAAACUCAAAAUCAAUGUUUGAUGAACAGCUUCAAGGGGAGUCCAUUAAUGAGUAUAGCGAAACUGCAGGAAAAAGCCAUAUUGGCAGCCCUGAAGGCUCUGCGAAUCGAUCAGAUGACAACAUUGCAAGCAAUCGAUCGGGAGCUGUUGCAGCUCCUUAUGAAUACAUGGGAGGUGCUAGCAAUAUAAUGGACAGAGAACAAGAAUUAGAAAGAGGACAAAACAUCGGCUAUAUGGAUUUCUUAAAGCUGGAAUCAUUAAGGAUUAAAUUUGCAAUCAUGGUUUGGAUUUGGGUUUCAACUUCAAUGGCUUACCAUAUGUAUUCCAACUCUAAAGAAAUGCUCGACCCUGAUCCCACUGCAAACUCUAUGAUUUAUCUCUCACUCCCCCCCCCUUUAAAUUGAAACAAAAUUUUAUUAUAAUAGAAAAUUUUAUAGGUAAAAAUCAUUAUUUUAUAUGUAAAUACGUUAAUACCCUAUUUAAUAUGCUUCAAACAUAUAAGAUUUAGAAAUUAAACUCUAUUUUGUCCAAUUGUUAUGGGGAGAGUUAGAAGAAUACCAUUUCAGCAAGUUUACACUUUGAGAUUGAGAAAUUUAUGAAUUAAUUUUUUCAUGAAAUUAAAAUUAAAUAUAUAAAUUUUUUUAUAAAAAAAAUUUUCUUAACCCCCCUUUAAAUUGAAACAAAAUUUUUUGUUUCAAUUUAAAGGGGGGGGGAGUCAGCUAAAAUCGGUGGCUGGACUUUUGGGCUGCUUCUUUCAAUCUGCUUCAGAAGCAAAAGGAAUUUGGUUUUCAGCAUAUGCUUAGCAAGCGCAACUAUAGCACUUGGAGCUUUGCAAGACUACACUAAUAUAGAUCCGAUCUAUUCGUUUCUUGCUUCAUAUACAAGCACCAACUAUCUUUUUAUCUGCCUCUCAAUCUACACAUUGGAAAUUUUCCCAACCCCAGCUCGCUCUUUGGGAAUGGCAAUCGUGAGCAUAGUAUUUUGGAUAAGUGUAACAUGGACAUAUGUGCUUUUUAAAUAUGCCCCUAUGCAACUUUCAGCUGGAGUUACUAUUAUGAUUGCAGUUUCUAUUGUUUUCUUAUUCAAAUUGAGUGACCCAGGGAAGAGACCCCUUUAUGAUACAAUAGAUGAAAUCUCAUCAUCAGUUUCAAGCGCAAUAUCAAGUGACCAAUCAUCAAUUAUUGUUAAAAAAGGAAACUCAGCGUUAAGGGAUAACCAUAGCCGCGGCAGAAGCUUCAAUGUUCUUAAUGAAGAUGCAUCUGCAAUUGAUGAUUAA
Messenger RNA from Blepharisma stoltei, 2494 nucleotides. NCBI's taxonomy places the organism in Eukaryota, Ciliophora, Heterotrichea, Heterotrichida, Blepharismidae. The record is from the annotation of a GenBank genome assembly.